AUUUCGAUGUACACGACAUAGGCAGAAACGAGAAAUAUGUUCAAUGUUGAUCACUACGGCGAGUAGUCCGAGAGAAACUAUAGAUGAAGUGAGGUCGGAAUUCGGUUAGAAAGUUGAUGUUGUGUUAAAUAUAUUCCCGAUAAAUAUAUUCACGAGGAAAAGCAAGAAGAAGAGUACACUUUAUUGCUAAAUUUCUAAAGGAAAGACGCGCAAUCAAGGAUGUACUCGAAGGACUGAUACUAACUCUUCCCUCAUCGCAUUGUGUUCGAAAUUUCGUCGUGUGUUCCCCGUUGGUUUUAGUCCGCUUCGGUUUCCCCGUUACUUAGAAAUUGUAAAAUCUAAAUUAGUUCUAUUAAUUAUAAAGUGAAACGCGUGUGGAUAGAUAGCAGAAAAAAGAAUACAAGAUGCCGUGUUCCGCUGUAACGCUAUCUUUAGCAACAAUAUCCGCCAUUAUUGCAGUUGCACUGUUGGCUAUAGCAUUCUCAACGGAUAAUUGGCUUAGUUACGAAGUGAAAAGGAAUAGCAUACAGUCAUUCGCACAAAAGCAUUCAGAUUCAGAGGCACUUUUGGAAAGUUUAAAUACAAAAUAUUACUAUUACACGCGGACAAGAGGACUGUUUCGAAUAUGCUAUCCGAAAGAACGACCUCCAGCAUCUGCAGUGAAAAUCUACUUGUCUCCAGUUGAAACUCAUUGCUCGAACAUAGAUUACUUCCCGGAUACACCUGAAGAUAAAUCGAUGCCUCCGAACGAUGACUCUAUUUCGAGAUUACAUUUAGCCAGGUCCUGCAUUGCGCUCUUUAUUUUAAGUUUUGUAGCUGUAUUCUGUGCUUUCUGGACAGGAUUGUCGGGUUGUUGGAAACGAUCUUCCGGUGCUAUUACAGCUACUGCAAUUCUUAUGUUAGCUGCCUGCUUACUGGCAGCUGGAGCAAUGGGCCUGUGGCAUACUGUUGAGUUCUUUGAAAAAGAAAAGGUUGUCGGCGAAGAGUUUUAUCAACAAUGGAACACUGUCCUUCGCGAUAAUACCCGGACAACAUACGAUUGGUCUUACUACAUUGCAUGGUCCGGAGUUGGUGCAAGUUUAAUUGCAGCCAUUCUACUGUCGGGAGCAGCGAUUUGCUUACGGACUGAACGGGAGAAGGAAGAACAACUCAAUUUGCAGUAUUUGAUGCCAGUGUACUCGCAAAAGCAACCACCGUACCCACCAUACGCAGGCUACCCACAACCCCAGGUGUACCCCGGUCCAUAUUAUCAUGGAUCUCAAUAUGGCCCGUACAACUACUAGGCACAAUAGGUCAACGUAGGCAAAUAAAUCAAAAACAUUCAAACAUAGUUAUAUCCAAAUUAGCAACAGAGAACUCUUUACCAGAUAGUCUUCCAUUUAUAAAGAAAUUUCAUAACGAAUUGUUCAUUUAGGGAGAGCCAUGCUUAUAAUGCAAAAUUUUUGUUGCUAGCUCUGAGGUAUUUUCAAGGGACUCCUCCCUUCCAAAUAUAAAAUUCUACUGACUGAUGGGCAAUCCUGAAAAUUUACACGAGCAAUACUCCCUGUUGUUAUCGAGUCAUAUCCUUGUUCGAACCACAGUGCACUGUUAUCUCUACAACUCUCGUCUUAGUUCUCGAUAAGUUUUGUUUUGUUUGCAGAAAAGCUGUUGAAUAAAGGUAGAACUGAAUAUCCAAACACCACACAAACAACGAAUCUCACGUUUACCUUUCUUUUUCUGUUGUGUAUUUAUGUGCUAAAAAUAUAGGAAUAAUUAGGUUUAGUGGAACUAGAGAACGUGGCCAAUCAUCACACGCAUAUUAUUCACUUAUGGUAGCAUAUCGUGUUACUCGAUUAUUAUUAAGACUUCCAGGAUAUUCUAAGGUAUUUAAGAGAAGGAACACACGCUUGUUGUAUAGAUUGUCCUUGUUUUAAUCUAUUCGUACGAGUACUCGUUAUUCCGUUCGAGUUUAAGAUAUAAACUUGUUGAAGAGAUAUUUGUGUCGUUCUUUUCAAUGAAAUUCUAUUAUUAUUAAAUUAGUUAUAGAGCUAAGGAAAGACUAGAAUAUUAUGUAAAUAUUUUUACAUUUCAAAGUGGACACAUAUAUUUAGAAUAAAUAUUUUUCUUUUAA
This is a messenger RNA of Hermetia illucens (black soldier fly), 2110 nucleotides long. RefSeq lists its product as uncharacterized. Gene Ontology annotation, cellular component: membrane. The transcript has 6 exons. NCBI's taxonomy places the organism in Eukaryota, Metazoa, Arthropoda, Insecta, Diptera, Stratiomyidae. The record is from RefSeq and is a predicted model, not a curated record. The coding region runs from base 405 to 1283 and encodes 292 amino acids.